Ceraceosorus bombacis is the source of this 261-nucleotide messenger RNA. NCBI's taxonomy places the organism in Eukaryota, Fungi, Basidiomycota, Exobasidiomycetes, Ceraceosorales, Ceraceosoraceae. The record is from the annotation of a GenBank genome assembly.
AUGCGUUGGCGCGUAUACGCACCGCUGCCAGUCAGCCACUAGUACGUCCCAAUCUGCCGUACUGAGAUGAUUCUUGCAAUUCGUCUCCAGAUUGCGAUGGAUGUGCCAGCGGCAGAAGAGGUGCCGUGCCGUUGGAAAGACCUCUUCUAUAGCGUUCAUGAGAGCACGAUCUUGGUCUGUGAUGAUGGUAACGGGGCUGCGAUCGCCGAGAGCAAUGCGCAACUGGCGCAGUGCCCAUUCGUAGUCUGCCUGCUGCUCUGA